This is a messenger RNA of Uranotaenia lowii, 3272 nucleotides long. Its product is annotated as MFS-type transporter SLC18B1-like. The record is from RefSeq and is a predicted model, not a curated record. Lineage: Eukaryota; Metazoa; Arthropoda; Insecta; Diptera; Culicidae. Gene Ontology annotation, biological process: transmembrane transport. Gene Ontology annotation, molecular function: transmembrane transporter activity. The transcript has 8 exons. Bases 1003 to 2556 code for a protein of 517 amino acids.
ACUGUUUGCGAAUUACUUCUGAUCAGUCUGUUUCGGUUGUCGGUUUGAAGUAGAUCAUCUGGUACGGGAUCCUGUCCAGAAACGUGGCGUUGCCGUUUGGCGAAGGUCGUUAUUUGUGGGGAAGAAAGUUGUUAGAGGCGAAUGUGCGAUUUGAGUUAGAUUUCUCGGGUUCAACUUCAAAAAUUGUAUCGGAAUCGGCAAAUUCACAGAGAAGAAAGUUUAAUCUAAGCGGCUGGUCCUGCAAAAUGUAUCUGAACCGUUUACAUGUAAAGCGCCUGCAGGUCACGCGUUUAUCGGUUUCGACGACCCAUCCCUGAGAUUGGUUCAACCGUCAGUGGAAGAAUUUAUUGUGCCGUGCUGUUCCGUUGCUGUCAGAAGUUCAGCGAUUGAAGAUCCUCAACUUAUGAAAGUACGAAAGAAAUAAUCAAAUUGUGCCAAAACAAUUCGGCAGCCUUUGUUGUCGGAAAAGCUGAGGAGGAAUCCAGUGAGAAGUGAGCUCGAAUAGUGAGCAUUUUGGAUCCUGUUGUGUGCCAAAGUUCCGUGUGUUUGAUUUGUUAAUCAGAAACGAAAUCAGAUUAAUCGAAGACACUACGCAGUAGAAAUCGUGGCAUCAUCGACGGGAACUGAUCACAGUUUCAUAACGUCUCGAUCUAGCGUGUGUUUCUUCCGUGUAAUUCAAUAGCUUGGCAUUCUAAACAAGUGGUGUGUAAAAUUACUGCCAGGCUCUAGUCUGCAUUAGUAUUUUUUCCCCCUCCGUUGAACAGUCCGAAUCUUCUCGGAGUGCAUUGGAUUCGACACCUUAUCAGUGGUAAUUAGUCGUUGCUUUCUAAUUGGUCAGGCAUCAGAAACGGCGCAAAGAUCACCGACAUCAAGUAGGACCAAGGUUCCGGACAAUCAAUUGGGCCAUCCGCGGUCCAGCUGUCCUGAAUACUCGCGGUUCAGGUUAGAGGCGAACAGUGAUAACAACACGAUCAUAACUUACCCAAAUUUAGCUACCGUACAAUGGCAUUAAAGUUCACCAGACGGCAAUGGCUCACACUCAUGAUUAUGGGACUGGCAGAUUUCUGCAAUGCAGUCUGCGUCAGUCUACAGGCUCCGUUUUUCCCCGCAGAGGCAGAAAGUAAAGGUGCCACGGCAACAGAAUACGGGCUGGUGUUCGGUAUUUUCGAGCUGAUCGUGUUCAUCAUAUCCCCCAUCUAUGGGCAGUAUUUAAAUCGACUAGGUCCAAAAGUAUUAUUCAACAGUGGAAUCUUCACCACCGGAACGGCAGCCAUUCUGUUUGGGCUGCUGGAUCGUAUCCCAAACCACCUGCCAUUCAUAACAGCAGCUUUCACAAUCCGGAUAGUGGAAGCACUGGGAAAUGCUGCCUUCCUGACGGCAUCAUUUGCCAUCAUUGCCAAGGAGUUCCCAGAUAAUGUGGCCACCACUUUUGCUUCUCUGGAGACAUGCUUCGGUCUUGGGCUGAUCGUUGGACCUAUGGUUGGAGGUGUACUGUACGAUGCCGGAGGAUACUAUCUGCCAUUUGUAGUCCUAGGGUCGGCACUGUUCAUCACAGCCAUUCUCACACUAUGCAUUCUUCCCAAACAUCCGAAUGAACCAUACGAAGAAAACAGCAAAUCGCUGUCGAUGUGGUCGGUUUUAAAAAUUCCCGGCGUCCUAGUUAGCACCCUGGCCAUUUGCGCAACUAGUGCGUCGAUCGGUUUUCUCAGUGCCACCUUGGAGCCACAUUUAAGGCAGUUCAACCUUAGUCCUGUUAUACUGGGCGUUGUGUUUGUCAUAAACGGAGGGGUCUAUGCGGCAUCUGCUCCCGUGUUUGGAUGGAUGGUGGACAAGUUCUUGAACCCCAAAGUUUGCUCCGGAAUUGGAUGUGCAAUGAUCGUCACAGGGUUUAUGAUUGUGGGACCUGCGCCGUUCAUUCCGGUCGAUACAACACUAAAACUAGUUAUUGUAGGGCUGGUUUUCCAUGGAUUCGGUAUUGCUGCUGUACUAGUAUCUGGAUUUACGGAUUCUCUGCGGACAGCUAUAUCUAACGGCAUGCAGGACAACAUCGAAACGUAUGGGAUCAUCUCCGGUCUGUGGACCUCGACCUUUGCCUUCGGAGCAUUCGUGGGCCCCUCGGUUUCCGGUCUGCUGUACGAUGUACUGGGCUUCCGGCUAGCAACCAUGUUCAUUGUGGCCCUGGUGGCCAUCGUUGGCGUCGUUAUUUGGUUCUUCAUAAUGUGCGAUCGCACCAAGGGCCAGUACAAAAAACUCGAUUCGACCGAAUCCCUGGUCAAAAGCACCGAUGGCAGAUCCAUUGAUGGCAGUGCAUCCAGCUCCAGUAGUUUGGAUAUCAGCUUCCGUAAUAAAACCGGGUUUUUGGGAAGUCAGCACUCCAUCAGCAUCGAAUCGUGGCGUCCUUCGCCAAACAGCCUGAUUAUCAGCAACAGCUACAACAGUAAACAAGGACAUUGGGCACGAUCAGUUACAGAGCUGGAAACUAGCAAUGUGGCACAAUACGGUCCUCAGUAUGGAAGCUUCGACGCUCGCCCGGCAUUCCACGAUACCAUGUCCUAGAAUGAUGAACUCUUCGAAACGACAAGAGUCGUUAAGGUUGGAAAACAAAGCUUGAAUCUAACCUUUUUUGCAGUUCGAUAUCUGUAAACAAGGAGGUAGAUCUUGUAACGACUCUUAAAUUUAUAGGCGCCCACUCAUAAAAAGGAACGCAAGCACGUAUCUUGGUAUUUUAGAUAUCAGCAAACAAUAUUCAUUUGAAUGAAUAUACACAUACCUUAAAACGCAGCAUGUUUCGUUUGGAAUGAAUGGUAUAUUGUUUGAAAAGUCACCCAUAGCUGUCAUUCAGUAUAAGGAUGUAGAAAAUUAUCGUCAUUAUUUUGUUCUUUUUUCCAUUUGUAUAUGUUUCCUAUUACAUUUUACCAUACUCGUAUGUUCUCCUUUUUUAUUAAAUGUGUUCUUUAUUUAAUACAAAACCAAUGCAUUGUCAUGACUUGGAAGUGCCCUGGCAGCUUCCCAUUAGAAUGUAACCAACUUCAAAGAAUAACAAAAGUUCUCCCCGUCAAGAGGUAGAACCCCGCAGAAAUUGCUCAAGUGUGAUGAUAGCCCGCUUAUUUCUUUCGUUUUUUUUUGUUCUGCUGCCACCCUGACAGGCGGCAAAUACGCGAGGCAAUGUGCGAUAAGCGACGACUGUGCUGUAUGGAUGAUUAUUUAAAUAGGCGAAAUAAACGAUAGAUCACUGCUAAGAAAUGGAAAAAUCCACCUCGAGUAACUACUAU